CAUUUUGUUGCAAUUCAGACGGAGUCGGGAGAGAGAAGUGGCGCCGUACGGCCACUUUGAACACCACAGAAACUUCGAAAGAAACGGAUUUGUAGGAAAUAUAGCUUGCUGUAGUUCCUACAAAGUCCGCCGAGGGAUUUCAAAGGCUGAUCUCACAUUUCUCUGACGAAGGGCUUCAUCGACCAAGCCUGAAGAAGUCGGUCUGCGACUUCUUGGAGCAUCGUGCGCCGAGGUGAGUUGAUGUUCAGCUCGGCUCCACGGCAAAACAGCGCUCAUUGGCACAUGAAAACCUCAGAUCUUGCUGGACACAAAAGUGCAGUGAGAAGUAGACUGGAAACUACUUCGAGGACCUGGGGCCCGAUUGGAGGUGAAAGAUUGAAGAGAGAUCUCUGUUUCGUCAACUUUCUGACAACAAAGAGGUGACACGUAGUGCAGAGGCAUUAUGGGAGGUGGAGAGAGGUACAACAUUCCAGUUUCCCACCCUGAGCACCCUUUGCCCAAGAAGAACCACCAACUUGGUCGGGCGAAGCAGAGAAGCCGUGACCAGAACGGAGCAGCAGCAUCUGCAGGAGGGGUAGGGGGCCGUCACCAUCAUGGCCACCGUCGGGGCGACAAAGGCGCAGCCUACCACAGGUCUCCAGAGGCACGGCAGGCCGUGUCUGCAGAGAAGAGUGCUUCUGUCCGUUUUGCCACCAACUAUGAUCAGAACUGGGAGGGUGCGGUGUCUCACCUCAACACGUUCCUGGCCACACAGGGAAGUCCGAGCUACGCGGGGCCUAAGUUCAGCGAGCCGCCCUCGCCCAGCGUGUUGCCUAAACCCCCCAGCCACUGGGUGUCCUUCCCAAUGGGCUCCCGUGACAACAGGGAGAUGAUGGCCUUCCAGCUCAAAAGCCUCCUCAAGGUGCAGGCCUGAGAAGGAUAGCCACACAUUCGUUCGAUCGUUUUUAAAGCCAAUGAACUGGGACUCUUUUGAGGGCACACACCCACCAGGAACACCUCAGUGCUGUAAUACUUUUAGCUGUUUUUAGAUUAACGUGUUAAGAGACAUUUGCAUGUUGUGAAUGUUUAUUCAACACCCUUUUUUAAAAGAUAUUGAGAUCAAGAUAUUACAGCCCUGGAGCCUUGCUGGUCGGUGAUGCUUUUUAUGGAGUCAGUUUCUGUGACUAUUGACAAACUGGAUAUCCUUUGUACUUCGUUUUGUUCUUUUUAAUGUUGGCCGUCAAAGCAGAUUGAGUGUACUUUUUCCCCCCAAAGAAGGAACAUAGUAUAGGUCAGGUAAAUUCCCAACACUUUUACGGUCCAUUUCUGUGGACAGACAUGCUUCUUCAUUGACGUACAUGAUGAUGAUGAUUCUUUAGAGCCACCUCUGAAGCUUAAGGUGCUAAAGUAAACUCACAUUUGUAGCAUUUUUUUGACUAGGGCCCACCUUCUUUUCUUUUAUGUAUCGUGUUCCUUGUUUGGGCUGGAAAAGAUACUCAACUGCAGUUCUGCAGGGAAAAAGGCUAUCUUGGAGGUAAUAAGCUGUAGUGAGUAAGUACAGGUAAAAGUGUAACCUCAAAGUGAAGGGUAAAAAGAGACCAUGGCACACAGGCCUUGGAUGGUCAACUCCUGUACCUUUUUUAUUGCGCUGUGCGCACAUGCACUAUAGGAGUUGAGCUUGUCUGAGGCCCACAAUACUCUAUCAUAGCAUUAUUUUGUACAAGUCCUUUUUUGUUGUGGUUGAAAGAUGUAUGAACUGCGGUGUGUAACCAAAGCAAUGUUUUUGCUGCAUUGUUUUUUUUCCUCUCUCUUUUUUGGACAUUCUGUGUGGUCAGUAUUGUUGCUGCUGCCACUUAAACCUUGCCAGCCCGAGUGGUGAAUGGGUUCGAGUCCCGGGGCACUUCUAGCUGUUCAUCUGUUUUAAUCAGUACUGUUAUUGCUCCCCAGUUCCAGCCUAUUCAGGGCAGUGCUGCAGCUUUAACAUGCGGAAGAGGACCAGGCUUGUAUGUGGGACUGCUCAGUUUCACUUUUUAAGUCAUAUGACCUGGUCCUGUUGGCUGUAUGCAUUAGCAAGCAAGGUAAGGCAGAGCUGAGGAAGGUUUCUGAACUGAAGUGGCCCAAGGGACUCGACGUGAGGCAGGAGGCUGGUGUUUAUGUUUACACAAUGGGUCUCAGCGGUGACCAUACCAUAAUCAACAGACACUGCCUCUUGCCUCUAGUUUGCCCUCUUGCACUGCAAUCAGACAAGUUUUAAAUAAGUUACAGGUUAGGAUGCUAUUGAAAUGAUGGAGGCGUAAUUGACUAUCUCCCUAUGGAUUCUCUAUUUUUGUUAUUCAAUCCUCUAUUGAGGCUCUCUUUGCUUCCCUUUGCAGAAUUGGAGCUGUUUAUGGCCAGCCUAAAGAUGACAAAACAAAGUAUGAGAGCUUGUUUAUGUGUUCAAGAGCCAUGUAUAUAAUGAAAUGUAUAAAGUACUUGUAGCAUAUGUACAUUUGCAGGCUGAGUUUGAGGCCUGGCUGACAAAAGUAUUUUUAGUAAUAACACUGAAUGUAUAAGACAUGCAGAGGACAUGUCUUGACUUCAAUACUGAAGAAUAUUUUUGUUAAAAAAAUCUGCCUAUAGCAUUUGUCAGUACCCCUGCACUGUUAUCUUUCCAGAGAUCUUGCACAUGUUUUUUAUUGUUUUGUAUUAUGCAGUGUAGGGUGAAAGAUGCUAAAUGCAAAUUAAGUAAAACUGCAACAAAAUAUCAAUUGGAUCCAAAGGAGACUUGCUUAUGUAUGUAUUUGAGUUCUGACUGUGCUUACAGCAUGUAAGCAUGAAGCUUUUAAUCUUGAGUUGACCUGUUGUGCCUAAGUUGAAACCCAUGCUGAAACUGACUAGUUUCAUGAGGUGGCAAUGCCACAAAUUGACCAAAUGUUUUUACCAGAACCAUCUUCAUUUCUCAGCUGUUCUUCCGCCAGCUGACAACUGAACAAGGUCUCAUAUUGUAGAAGUACUACCUGCUUUUGGUUGUUCAUGUCAACAUUUUCUUGCCCUGAUUAAGUCAUGCAUUGCAAUGUCUCCUUAUUCUAAAUUUGAAAUGUUAAUGAAUUGGCUGUUAAUUUGUCCCCCCUGAAAUGUCACUGAAGAUGAAAAUGGCCUGUUUUACAAUUGGUAUCAAUUGGUGUUUAAAGAAAAUGUUAAAGAAUACACUAUGAAUUGAUGACAAAAUACAAAAAAAAAAAGAAAAUAAAUCCCUUCCCCUCCCCCCAA
Chelmon rostratus (copperband butterflyfish) is the source of this 3228-nucleotide messenger RNA. RefSeq names its product proline-rich nuclear receptor coactivator 2 (gene pnrc2). Gene Ontology annotation, biological process: nuclear-transcribed mRNA catabolic process, nonsense-mediated decay. Lineage: Eukaryota; Metazoa; Chordata; Actinopteri; Chaetodontiformes; Chaetodontidae. The coding region runs from base 443 to 913 and encodes 156 amino acids. Gene Ontology annotation, cellular component: P-body; nucleus. The transcript is spliced from 3 exons. The record is from RefSeq and is a predicted model, not a curated record.